CGACCCACACGCAUGCAAACUGGUCAACAUGGACGGCUCACUACGCUGCCUCCCUCUGCCUUCCCAACCUCUUCUUCCUUUGCCUUCCCAACCUCUUCUUCCUAUCUCCCCAUCAGACCACAAACUAUGUGAUUACCACUAAAUAAUCAACUCGUUUAAAACCAAACCCGCUUCGUUUCCACAUUCUUCAAUUCAAUUUUUUUUUUUUCAAAAAGAAAAUCGAAACACGGUGUUUGUCUGUUGUUCCAAGUUUUGGUUCUGGUCUGACUGCGGCACAACCUGUGAUUUUAACUUUCAACCGCAUGCAUUCUAAUAAAACAUCCUUUGCUUUGAACAGUUUUGAAUAUUAGAAGCGAUUUGCGUUCUAGUUUUCACGCUCUUGUUGAUGUCUUCGCAGAAUUGGUUUAUCAUAUAGCCACGAAUUCUUCAAAGAGGAAGAACAAAUUCACCUUGGACGGAUCAUGUCCGACGACGAAACUGAUCCCUGGCGCGUUCAAGCGUUCAUCAUUUUCUUGUUUUUGAUCGCAGGUACAAUUGUCGCCGGAGAUUCUCUCCAAAGUGACAGAGAAGUUCUUCUGAAUCUGAAAUCGUUUCUCGAAAAAAACAAUCGGGUCUAUCGGGGGCGAUACACUGAGUGGAAAACAGAGAGUUCAUCACCAUGUGCUUGGCCUGGAAUUUCGUGCAAUGACCUGCGAGUCACCGGCAUCCACCUCUCCGACAACAACAUUUCCGGCCAGAUAUUCGAAAAUUUUUCUGCCUUAACCGAACUUACGCACCUCGAUCUCUCGAUGAACACUAUCAGCGGGACGAUUCCGGCGGACCUGAGCCGAUGUCAGAGGCUAGUUUUUCUCAAUCUAUCGCACAACAUCAUCCACGGAGAACUGAACUUGACUGGGUUGAACAACUUAAAAACACUUGAUUUGUCUAUGAACCGAAUUUGUGGAGAAAUUGGGUCAACUUUUCCAGCGAUUUGUGACAGGCUUGUCGUUGCUAACAUCUCGGUGAACAAUUUCACCGGCCGAAUCGACGACUGCUUUGAAGAGUGCCGGAAUUUGCAGUACCUCGAUUUGAGCUCGAACAACUUCAGUGGAGAAAUUUGGAGAGGGUUUGUAAGGCUUCAAUAUUUAUCGGUUUCGGACAAUAAACUGGUUGGCCCCCUUACUCCUUCAAUGUUCGCCGAUAAUUGCAGUUUGCGACUUCUGGAUUUGUCGGAGAACGAUUUCGUCGACGAGGUACCGAAGGCGAUCGCGAAUUGUAGAAAUCUGAGUAUUUUGAACUUGUGGGGGAACAAUUUCACGGGAAGAAUUCCCUCCGAGAUUGGUUCAAUUUCAAGUCUAGAAGGCCUUUUCCUUGGAGAAAACAGUUUUUCUCGAGAAAUUCCAGAGUCUCUUCAGAACUUAAGCCACUUGAAAUUUUUGGAUCUAAGCAAGAACAAUUUCAAAGGAAACAUACAGACGAUUUUUGGGAAAUUUGUCCAGCUGAAGUUUCUGGUGUUGCAUGGAAAUUCAUACACAGGUGGGAUAAACUCCUCGGGAAUUCUCAAGUUACCAAACGUUUCCCGAUUAGACCUCAGCUACAACAAUUUCUCCGGUCCAUUGCCAGUCGAAAUAUCCGAAAUGCAGAAUUUGAAGUACUUGAUUCUUGCCUUCAAUCAAUUUAAUGGUACAAUUCCCCUGGAAUACGGGAAAUUACCAAUUCUCCAAGCCCUCGAUCUUUCUUUUAACAGACUGACCGGUUCAAUACCGGCGACUAUUGGAAACUUAAGCUCCCUUCUCUGGUUGAUGCUGGCAAAUAACUCGCUUUCCGGGGAGAUUCCAACAGAGAUAGGAAAUUGCAGUAGCUUGUUAUGGCUGAAUCUCGCCAACAAUCAACUUUCCGGGAAGAUCCCCCCCGAAUUAAAACUCAUCGGCAAAGAUCCAUCACCGACGUUUCUGUCCAAUCAGCAGAAUGAUCGGAUUAUUGCAGGCUCUGGCGAGUGUUUGACAAUGAAGAGAUGGGUUCCGGCGGACUACCCUCCGUUCAGUUUUGUCUACACUCUCCUCACAAGGAAGAAAUGCAGAAGCAUUUGGGAAAGGAUGCUCACAGGGUAUGGCCUUUUUCCGGCGUGCACCCUCGGGUCAAUGGUUAGGACAUUUCAAAUCUCCGGUUAUGUUCAACUCAGCGGGAAUCUUUUAACCGGCGAGCUGCCGCCAGAAAUCGGUGAGAUGCAGAACUUCAGUCUUCUGCAUUUUGGUUUCAACAGGUUUUACGGAAGACUCCCUCCAGUGAUGGGGCAGCUGCCACUCAUGGUCCUAAACAUCUCCCGGAACAAUUUCUCCGGCGAAAUUCCGAUUGAAAUAAGCCAAGCGAAAUGCUUGCAGGGCCUCGACAUGUCCUACAACAACUUCUCCGGCGAGUUCCCGACGAGUUUGGCGAACUUGACAGAGCUGACCAAGUUCAACAUUUCCUACAACCCCAGCAUCUCCGGCGAGAUUCCCACCACCGGGCAAUUCUCAACGUUUGAAAAAGAAUCCUACCUCGGAGACCCGCUGUUGCGCCUUCCAACUUUCCUCAACACCACACAUUCCUCCCCCGCAAACAAAAAAUACGGCGGAAAGCCCAAAAGGCCUACAAAAUUUACUGCAAUUUUGGUGUUUUUGGCUCUAACUCUGGCUUUCUUUGUCUGUGGAGGAUUGUCCCUCAUAGUCUGCAUCUUAGUGAAACACCCAGAGGAAUCACCGGGAUAUCUCCUAGAGGAAUCAAAAUACCAGAACGGCUUCGUAUCAUGCUCAAGUACCGGUUCAUCGCCAUGGCUAUCCGACAGGGUGAAGGUCAUUCGCCUGGACAAAACGGCGUUUACCCACGCCGAUAUUUUGAAGGCCACUGGAAAUUUCUCCGACGACAGAAUCUUAGGGAAGGGAGGAUUUGGAACGGUUUACAGAGGAGUAUUGCCUGACGGGAGAGAAGUGGCGGUGAAGAAGCUACAGAGAGAAGGUGUAGAAGGGGAGAAAGAAUUCAGGUCGGAAAUGGAGGUUUUGACCGGAAAUGGCUUCGGGUGGCCGCACCCCAACCUCGUGACACUCUACGGGUGGUGCCUCCACGGGGCGGAGAAGUUGCUGGUAUACGAGUACAUGAAAGGGGGGAGCCUGGAGGAGCUCGUUUCGGACAGGGAAAUGCUGACGUGGCAGCGGCGCGUGGACGUCGCAGUGGACGUCGCGCGUGCGCUGGUGUUCCUUCACCACGAGUGCUUCCCGGCGAUCGUCCAUCGCGACGUGAAGGCCAGCAACGUGAUGCUGGACGGGGACGGGAAGGCGCGCGUGACGGAUUUCGGGCUGGCGAGGGUGGUGGACGCCGGGGACACCCACGUCAGCACCAUGGUGGCGGGCACGGUGGGUUACGUGGCGCCGGAGUACGGGCAGACGUGGCAGGCGACGACGAAAGGGGACGUGUACAGUUAUGGGGUCCUGGCGAUGGAAUUGGCGACGGGGCGGCGGGCGCUGGACGGCGGGGAGGAAUGCUUGGUGGAAUGGGCGAGGCGUGUGGCAGCGGCAGAGCAAGAGAAACAGGUAGAGGGAGAAGGAGAAGAGGAGGGUUUAGGCUUGGGUACGGCGGCGAUACCGGUGGCGCUUUUGGGGUGGGAGGCGGCGGAGGGGGCGGAGAAGAUGUGCGACCUGCUUCGGAUUGGGAUAAAGUGCGCGGCGGAAACGCCGCAGGCGAGACCGAACAUGAAGGAGGUGCUAGCUAUGUUGAUUAACAUUUGCAAUGACGAUUGUCGUGAUCACGAUUUCUGCUGCUCACCGCCCUCGUGAUUUUGUUUUUGGAUCCGGAAGUACAGGAAAUUUUGUUUCAUAUUUUGGUUUGAUUUACACACAAAAGUGGAGAAACAUAAUAUUAGCAAUUAAGUAGCAGCAGCCCACAGGCAUUCUUCUUGUAUACAGAAUACAAACAUUCCUCAUUUCAUUAAUGUCGAAGAUUUUAUAUGUAGCAAAUUUAGAAUGAACUCUUCUUGUCGGAUCCAUGGUGUGGGAUUUUUCCCAGCAGAAAUCUGUUUAAAGCUCACAGUUUUGUCCUCAA
Messenger RNA from Malania oleifera, 4053 nucleotides. RefSeq names its product probable LRR receptor-like serine/threonine-protein kinase At1g74360. NCBI's taxonomy places the organism in Eukaryota, Viridiplantae, Streptophyta, Magnoliopsida, Santalales, Ximeniaceae. Gene Ontology annotation, molecular function: protein binding; protein kinase activity; ATP binding. The transcript is spliced from 2 exons. The coding region runs from base 462 to 3788 and encodes 1108 amino acids. The record is from RefSeq and is a predicted model, not a curated record. Gene Ontology annotation, cellular component: plasma membrane. Gene Ontology annotation, biological process: hormone-mediated signaling pathway; protein phosphorylation.